AUUAUACGAUGCCUACAUGGAUAAAAUAGAGAAUUCGCACAGCCACUUUGGAACCCAUUUUUCAUAUAUUGUAGGAUUUGGGAGAGAGCUUACAUACAGGUCAUUUCUCUUCUGGUUCCGGAUAAGUCCAAUGGCUGCAAGCCCCUUCUCCCUGAUUAGGAACUCUGCUGCUGCAAUGGCUGCAAGAGCUUUUGUGACGGCAAGAUCAUCCAAACACAAUUUCACCAAAUUAACUUUCCGUUUUGAACCGAACAGAUCCCUGUGUCGUGUUAGGGCUGCAAACAAUGAAGAGGCUGUCGCCAAGGCAGCUGCAGUAGAUGCUGACAGUGAAGCUCUUACCAUAUUUGACAAGAUCAUAAGUAAGGAAAUUCCAUCAAGCAUCAUAUAUGAGGAUGAAAAGGUUCUGGCGUUUCGUGAUAUAAACCCACAGGCUCCUGUUCAUGUUUUAGUCAUUCCAAAGUUAAGGGAUGGACUAACACACCUUGGGAAGGUUACUUUUCAACCAAAUAUUGGUUCUGCAUCUUUGCUAAUCUUGUGUCCUGAAAUUUGUUUCUCCUUGCUAAAAGCCUGUUUACUGUCUGUUAUGAAUUUCUUAGGUAUCCUUUAUAUAUAUAUAUAUAUAUAUAACAGGGCACUUAACAUAUUGUUCACUCACGGUAGGACAAAUAUAGUCCACAUACUGUGCAGUUAGUUUACUGCUAUAUUGUAGGUUAUAUUGCCUACAAAAACUGCAUCAAGUAGACUUUGAUAGUAAAGAAGGGAUUUCUAUAAAAAAUUGAUGCUAUAUAGCCAUGACGGUAUCGGUGAUUGAUUAGUUCUGAAGUUCUAGAUAUGUGCAAGCUCAUAUUAGCCAUCUAUCUUUGAAGGCUACUUUUGGUUACAUGCAAUUAAAUGAAGAACUUGUGGUUUCAAAAAGAAUAUUUUUCAUCUAUGCAAAGCUGAUAAUGAAUUAUUGUUCUUUAAAUAUGGAGAUCUACUAUUUGGAUCUUUUAAUAAGUUUUGUCAGAUAGUGUCCUUUUAUUAUUUUCACUUUGACUGGAAGGAAAUUUUGAUAUGCCUAUGCUUUAACAGGAAAA
Ziziphus jujuba (common jujube) is the source of this 1076-nucleotide messenger RNA. RefSeq names its product adenylylsulfatase HINT1. Gene Ontology annotation, biological process: sulfur compound metabolic process; purine ribonucleotide metabolic process. The transcript has 4 exons. The record is from RefSeq and is a predicted model, not a curated record. Gene Ontology annotation, cellular component: cytoplasm. Lineage: Eukaryota; Viridiplantae; Streptophyta; Magnoliopsida; Rosales; Rhamnaceae. Bases 17 to 691 code for a protein of 224 amino acids. Gene Ontology annotation, molecular function: adenylylsulfatase activity.